Molecule: messenger RNA, 1324 nt
Organism: Erigeron canadensis
Lineage: Eukaryota; Viridiplantae; Streptophyta; Magnoliopsida; Asterales; Asteraceae
Exons: 8
Coding region: 1-1185 (394 amino acids)
Cellular component (GO): membrane
Source: RefSeq, a predicted model, not a curated record
AUGGGGUUAGAGAAUCGCUGGUUAAAAUUGUCUCUAGCACAAAGUCAAACGGAGACGAAUAAGACGAAUUCGAAAAAGAAGAAACCGAAUUUGAAGUAUUUAUGGAAAUGGAUAAUAUAUCCAUCCAAGAAAGUUAUGAGCAUUUUUUUGGUUAAUCUCAUUACUUUACUUUACGCUAGUAACAUACCAGUACUGAAAGAGGUUGAGGCGGUUGUCGACCCUGCAGCAUUCACUGUUGUGAGAUUUGCUGUUGCAGCCAUUCCAUUUCUCCCAUCUGUUUGGAGAGCUCGGGGUGACUUUCCAACCUUCAAAUCGGGUGCUGAGUUGGGCUUAUGGGCUAGUUUAGGCUAUCUCAUGCAGGCUCUUGGACUGCUGACUUCUGAUGCUGGGCGUGCAUCCUUUAUUGCUAUGUUUACGGUAAUUGUUGUUCCCCUAAUUGAUGGUAUGCUAGGAGCGCUUAUUCCUGCUCGUACUUGGUUUGGAGCUUUUGUGUCAAUUAUUGGGGUUGGAUUGCUGGAAUGCAGUGGCUCACCUCCAUGUGUUGGUGAUUUGUUGAGCUUUUUAAGCGCUUUAUUCUUUGGUAUACACAUGCUAAGAACUGAACGUAUAUCAAGGAAAACAGACAAAAAGGACUUCUUGGCAGAACUUGGGUACGAGGUAUGCGUUGUUGCUUUGUCAUCUCUUCUAUGGUAUUUGAUUGGAAGCGCAAUUAAUAGUAUCCCGGAUCAUCAUCCUUUAUCAUGGACAUGGAAAAUGUUCUUGGAGUGGAUUGUGGAAUUCCCUUGGAUACCGGCUUUAUAUACAGGUGUGUUUACAACGGGCCUAUGCUUGUGGAUCGAGAUUGCAGCAAUGCGUGAUGUAUCGGCGACAGAAGCUGCAAUAAUCUAUGGAUUGGAGCCAGUAUGGGGUGCUGGCUUUGCAUGGUUUCUCCUUGGUGAAAGGUGGGGUGUCUCAGGAUGGUUCGGUGCUGCUCUUGUUCUAGGUGGAAGUUUAACCGUACAGAUUGUUGGGGCUUCAUCUCCCACUUCAUCUGACCGUUCAACGAAUGAAAAGGAUAUACCGCUUGCUUCAGAUACGCAGAAAGGGCUUUCUGCUUCUUCUGUUCCAAUUAGCACCGGAAAAGAUGUCACUGAACUGCUAAAGAAGUCAUUCUUGCCAGAUAUAUAUCAGUUAACAUACAUCUAACAUAGUUUAGUGAUAUGUACUUGGAAUAUAGCUUAAUCAAAUAUUUAGAAAUCAUUUUAUGUGCUCACCAAAUAUUGCCUAACAAGGAGAAACUCAUGUCAAAAUCAACAGAGAAAUGAUGAAUGAGAGUAUUUUUAUA